This is a messenger RNA of Aspergillus nomiae NRRL 13137, 1623 nucleotides long. RefSeq lists its product as uncharacterized. Gene Ontology annotation, molecular function: protein kinase activity; ATP binding. The transcript has a single exon. Gene Ontology annotation, biological process: protein phosphorylation. The coding region runs from base 1 to 1623 and encodes 540 amino acids. The record is from RefSeq and is a predicted model, not a curated record. NCBI's taxonomy places the organism in Eukaryota, Fungi, Ascomycota, Eurotiomycetes, Eurotiales, Aspergillaceae.
AUGCUGGCUGCACGUGAUGUACCUGAGCAGUAUCAAAGGCUGCGGUAUCGUCUGGAAAUCGAGCAAGGGAAGCUUCUGAGUUGGGGCCAUAGCUUCGGAUUACUGCGGGAAGAAUCAGAGGAGGAAGAUGGAUUGACGAUUUCCAUCCCCCAACAUGUUCGGUACUUGGUUCAGGGAUAUAUUGAGCCGCUGUGGCAGAAGGUCUUGUAUUUCACGACAACGACCCCCGGUUUUGUCCCAAAGGACAAAAGAGAGGAGACACUGAGCGUGUAUCAUAGAGGCAUGGCGCGACGGUUCCGGCUGGACCACAUGUACCAAAAGGCGAAGCAGGGGACGGUUAGACUCAGGGACCGUAUCCAUUGGGCGCAUUGGAAGAUGGACGAGCUGCAAGAUUUGGUAGAAUGUAUGAUACAUGUCAAUAAUAGUGUCAUCGCCCUAACCGAGGUGAAAACGCAGCAAGAGAUCCAGGAAACCGUGAAAGCGACGCUAAUGGGCUUGCUUAGCCUACAGGAUACCGUCAAUGGACUGAAGGAGCUGAUAAUUGCCGUCAAUGAGAAUCGUCGUAAUAGCCAGCUAUCACAGCUGCCGCUGAGUGAGCCGGAGGAUCUCCUCCGAAAACUGGCUGAGUUGAAAGAAAUGCGAUUGCAAUCGAGACACAACAAGGAUGACGGGAGUCUUCAAGCUUCCUUGAAAAUCUCGCCUGAAAGAGUCUGGCCUUCGGAUCAAAUGAAAUACCCGUCGCCUCAACGUCAAGAUGCGACAAAGGACGGCAAUAAAGGGUUCUGGGUGGAAUACAAGGACUAUUCCAGUUCACAGCAAACGGCGGGCCCGACGAAGGAUGAAAUUGAGCAUCAUAUUGUCCAAGAACUAGCAACACUCUUAAGCUUAAAGCUACCGCAGAGCUUUCGUGUAGCGCACUGUGUUGGCUACUACGAGGAGGGUGGGUCGUUCGGCUUGGUUUUCGAGAAGCACACCGAACAUGCUGACCAAACCAUCAUCCCACUCUCUCACUGUCUGUCCCUAGAGAGCCAGAUGCCCAGUCUCGGAGAGAGGGUCGCUCUCGCUCAGGGAAUCGUCCAGACGGUGUUCCAACUUCAUGUGGUCGGGUGGCUACAUAAAGGGCUGCGGCCAGCGAAUAUCCUGCUCUUUGAGGACCAUAACGGGCACAUUGCCUAUGGCAAGCCAUAUAUUUCGGGAUUCGAAGAUUCUCGCCCGGCAGCACAGCCUAAUCUAACGGAAGAAGCUCAUUCGCGUUUGGUGAACGAUGACUGGUAUAGACACCCACUCAUCCAAACCCAGAUGCCGCGGCAUCGGGAAUUUCCAUACUGUAUGCAAUAUGACCUCUAUUCACUUGGAAUAUUGCUUGUAGAAAUUGGCUUGUGGAAGUCGAUCCCCAAUGUGCAACGAAUGGUCAGCCCGAGCGACAUCAAAUCGCAUAUUCUCGGGAAUCGGGGCGGGUUAAUCCAAGCCAUUCAAUUUGCGAUGGGUAAAAUAUAUGCCGACAUUGUCAUCAACUGUCUGGAUCCGGGUGAAGCGAUGGACGAUCAGAUCCAGAUGGAUAGCUAUAUCUAUCAUUUUGAGAAGCUGGUGGUGAAACCUAUGAACCGAAUGUCUGUAGAUUGA